UCCAGUCGAAACAGGCAGCACAGGCGAAGCACGGGUCUACCGAGUCAUUCUGAUAGAGUCGCUAGCUUGUGACCCAGCUUGGGAUAUUUAAAGGAAGAAACCGAUACAUGUUAUCAUUUGCCUGUUUUUUUCUUUUGGAAUUUGGGUCUAAGAGUUAUCUGUUGCGUUCUCAGGGAAGGUUUUCGAGAUCUGAAUGUUUUUUACGACCGGAGAGGGCUAAGGAUUUGGAGCAAAAAAAAAGAAACUGAUUCUAACUCGGUAGCUGAUCUGAAACUUCAACAGCUGAAAAGCUUGAUCAAAAAUAUUACAGCUACUGGAGCUUCUGUAAGCAGACGCCUACUCUGAUACUAGGUUACCCGACUGUUUCAGCACAGGCUAUGUUCGGUCUUUAAACCAUUCAGCGCCUCGCCUAGUGAAAUUCACUGCAUAUAAUCAGCGACUAGAAAGUUGCUGGAAACACAAGAAACACGGCAUCAGAAUACAGGUGACCAAGAGCUCUUUGCUGUCGGAGGACAUGGAAUCAACAAAGGCUGGGGGAGUGAUAGCCUACAUCAGCUCUUCCAGCUCUGCCUCAAGUCCGGAGUCGUGCCUCAGCGAUUGCUCCAACAGCAGCUACCGGUCGGCGUCCCCGCCGUGCGCACCCUCCCCGGGCCGCAGGGAGGUGCUGACACGGGGACAGCCGCUCGUUCGGCCCCAGAGCCAUGUGGGGGGCAAAGCACGCUCACCCUCCUCCUCCAAAUGUGCCGUCACGAAGAUCAGCGGUCUGGUGCUGCUAUGUAAAGUGUGUGGGGACGUGGCUUCUGGCUUCCACUAUGGCGUACAUGCCUGCGAGGGCUGCAAGGGCUUCUUCCGGAGGAGCAUUCAGCAAAACAUCCAGUACAAGAAGUGCCUUAAGAAUGAGAACUGUCCCAUCAUGCGUAUCAACAGGAAUCGCUGCCAGCAGUGCCGCUUCAAGAAGUGUCUACUUGUCGGCAUGUCCAGAGAUGCUGUGCGUUUCGGCCGCAUCCCCAAAAGGGAGAAGCAGCGCAUGCUCUUGGAGAUGCAGAGCGCCAUGAACAACAUGAUGAACACCAAGCAGCUCAGCAGCCAGGCCCCACCCUUCCCAGCCAUGGCGGCCACCUCUGGGCAGCUGCCUUCUGCAAGCUCCUCCCUUUCCCCCACCUCUUCCCCCCAGAGCAGCCAAUCAGAGUCCAGAGCUGAUCCUGAGUCCCUGGCUGCCAUGGACACGAGCCCAAGCUCAGAUUCAUGCAGCACCACAGACAGCAGCGAGGAGGAGCUCAUCUGCCCGGCAACUGGAAUGCGCCAGGACGUCCUCGUGUAUGGUCAGGAGUCAGCCGGGGCCCUGUACUCCUCCACCGGCCGGCACACGGAGGAGGCGCGUGAUGUGUGGAACCGCCGCAAUGACGUUACCACGGUAACGAGUGAACUUCCACCCGAGGAUAGCCAUCUCAGCCACUGCCCUGUCAGGGUGGCCAACAGAACCCCCAAUGGCCACUGUCCUGUCAGACCGCCCAGCGGCACCCAGUGCUCCACCUCUGUGAUUGGCCGUUCGCUGCGAGCACCCAAUGCCAAUGAUAUGCUAGCUAACAGCAGUAAAGCAUGGAGCGGCGGCAACAGGAUGCAUCUGGUGUGUCCCAUGAACACUUCGCCCUAUGUGGACCCGCAAAAGUCGGGCCACGCGAUCUGGGAGGAGUUCUCCAUGAGCUUCACCCCUGCUGUCAGGGAGGUGGUGGAGUUCGCCAAGCGGAUUCCCGGAUUCACGGAGCUCUCUCCGCACGACCAGGUCAGCCUGCUGAAGGCGGGCACUUUCGAGGUGCUGGUGGUGCGUUUUGCCUCGCUGUUUGACGCGACGGAGCGUGCCGUCACCUUCCUAAGUGGGCGGAGGUACGGUGCGGAGGCGCUGCGUUCCAUGGGGGCCGGAGACCUGCUCGCCUCCAUGUUCGACUUCAGCGAGAAGUUGAGAGCGCUCGGCCUGAGUGACGAGGAGCUGAGCCUCUUCACCGCUGUGGUGCUGGUGUCUGCCGACCGCUCGGGCCUGGAGAACGUGAACUCCGUGGAGGCUCUCCAGGACACACUAAUCCGCGCCCUGCGCAGCCUCAUCACCAAGAACCACCCGAAUGAGAUCGCCAUCUUCACCAAGCUACUGCUCAAGCUGCCCGACCUGCGCUCCCUUAACAACAUGCACUCCGAGCAGCUCCUUGCCUUCAAGGUCCAGCCCUGAGCGUGAGGCCCCUCCCCCUGGAGCCGUGGACCACCCACCACUUCUAGGCCCCGCCUCCAGAACCACCAGGGCUUCAACCAUUUUAUCUGUUAUCUGCUUGUUCUGCUCGGCUGCUGGUCCACUUUUCACCCUUCACAGGCGAUUGACCGGGGUGAUCGGGGGUCUGGGGAUCGUACUGUAUGGACUCUGCGGUGGGGCAUGCACGCACUGCGAUGGAGAUUUGGACGCAGCCGUCCUUAAACAUUCGUGGGAAGCAAACCUCUUGAAUUUAAAUUUUUUCCUAGAUUUGUAAUGUUUAACUAUACUGUCUGUGCAAUAUGUGAACCAUGUUGACUAUUUUUGUUUUGUUGUUGUUGCUCUUGUUGUUUUGUUUCUUGUCUUAUUUUUGGUUGCAGAGCUGUGUAUGACUUUGUGUUGGGUGAUGUUUGGAGGGCACCAAGAGGGCCUGCGCUGUUAACUUAAGCAGCUGGUGUCUACCAGAGAUGUAUGUGGAGGAGAGCGUUGGCAGGAUGUUUACAUACCUCCCCGUUUAAGCUAAAUAUAAGUAAAGGAAAGCUAGCACGAGGAGUGCGGUUCUAACUCCUCUCUAAAAAAAAAUACAACUGAGGACCAGAGGAAUGUGGAAGGAGCUGCUAAUUAAAGCUUUCCAGUGUGACAGGUGGCACAUGGCACUGUGCCCUUCUCUUUAAUUGCAGAGAGACCAGAAUGUUAAAGGGAUAUAUAUAUAUGGAGAUAUAUAAAAAAUGGUUGAGUGGGAGAGAGAGAACGAUAUAAUAUAUUUUCAUGCUUGAAAGUUCUAGCUGAGUAAAAGCAGAACACUGAAUUUUAGUCUAGCAUAAGGGUGUGGCUGUAUAUAUGUUUUGUGAGUAGUAGGGAUAUAGUUGGUAGUAUCGAUUAAAAAUGCUCUGGCAGUGUUUUUACUUUAGGGGAAUUUAGGAACAAACUUGACAAGUAGGAAGCUUGCAUGCACUGUCCACUGGCUUCUGAUGGGACCUAAUCGAAACAUUCUGAAAAUUUGUUAUAAGAAAAAAAACAAACACUCCCUCGUUGCUUGUCAGUACUUUUAGAAGAUUCUUGUCUCUUUUGGUGAGGAGUUAUUACUGAACAGAAAAAGGAGGUUUUCAGACUAAUGUCAUGCUCACUGCAAGUCUGGAUCUCAGUUUUAUUGUUAAGGUCAUUUAAAAAGUUUUUAUUUUUUCUGGUCAAGUUUGUUCAAUGACAGUAGUUAUUUCAUUUUUAAAAGCUGUGCAAUCAGUAAAAUGUGUAUUCUUAUACAUAAACAUAUUUCAGACAGAAGCGUG
Electrophorus electricus (electric eel) is the source of this 3522-nucleotide messenger RNA. RefSeq names its product nuclear receptor subfamily 1, group D, member 2b (gene nr1d2b). The record is from RefSeq and is a predicted model, not a curated record. Gene Ontology annotation, molecular function: nuclear receptor activity; zinc ion binding; RNA polymerase II cis-regulatory region sequence-specific DNA binding. Gene Ontology annotation, biological process: hormone-mediated signaling pathway; positive regulation of transcription by RNA polymerase II; negative regulation of transcription by RNA polymerase II. NCBI's taxonomy places the organism in Eukaryota, Metazoa, Chordata, Actinopteri, Gymnotiformes, Gymnotidae.